AUGUUACCAGCGGAAAAUCGGGAGACUUUGAAAAUGUUAUUGCGACACCUGCAGAGAGUAGCAUCACAUUCGGACAAAAAUCGAAUGCAAACGCACAAUCUCGCUAUCAUGUUCGGCCCAACUUUGUUCAACAGCGGAGAUGAGAAAACACCAGCGAAGAAAAAAGAUGCAGGAAAGAAGAAGAAAGAGCAGAAAAAGGAUGAUACGCCUGCUGUCCAGUCAAAUUCCCAUAUGGCCUUCAAUAUGAUCAUGCAAGGACAGAUUGUAGAAUAUCUGCUCACAGAACAAAACAAAUUCGAAGCGUUGCAAGGUCCUGUACAAACACAUCCACACUAG
This is a messenger RNA of Cylicostephanus goldi, 336 nucleotides long. The record is from the annotation of a GenBank genome assembly. NCBI's taxonomy places the organism in Eukaryota, Metazoa, Nematoda, Chromadorea, Rhabditida, Strongylidae.